UUAAUUUGUUAUGUAACUUGUAAAGCAGGAAAUAGAAUCAGUGAAACUAAAGCAAGUGUUUUCACCGUAAAAUGGAUUUUUCCAAGACAUUUAGAUGCCAAUAUUGAAUUGUUUCAGAGGAGUAUUGAUCAUUACCAAUACGAAUUACCGCCAUUUCAUAACGUUCGGUUGUUGAAAGACUCACGUUGAGUUCGGAGGAUGUCCAUUGUCUGUUGAGGAAGUGAGUGCUGGAGCCAGUGUGUGAAAUGUUGCUUUUGUGGAAGUGAUUAUCGGCCAUUGAACCAUAUUUGUUUCACCAGAACUCAGAAUGUUAUUGGCGUUGAAGAAUUUUGUGGAUCGCUGUUACAACAGUUUAGUAAACAGAUACAGUCUCUGAAAAUGGUGAAAACUAGGAGUGGUGAUACAAGUCAGUAUUUGGAUACAGAGAUGCCAGUAAAAAAUUCUGUGGUCGUAAAAGAAGACGACGAUGGGAGUGAUAACAGUGACCGUGGAUCUAAUAAGGAUGAUUCCUACCCUCAACAGUCCCCUUGUUGGAGCCGAGAAUUACGAAAUCGCUUUGUUUUUAGUACUAAAGAUCGUACACGUAAUUCUGGAGACUGUAAUGUGCAUCCCAGAUAUGGAAAACAAGAAAUUCGUUCAAGGCGCCAUAUUAGAUGUGGAGCACCUCUGACUUUAAGUGAAAGAAAUUCAGUUUACAGAGAUGGUAUGGUUGAAGAUUUAGAUGACAGUGAUUCAUUUGAUCAUCCAGAAGAUGACGACGAUGAUGAUGACGACGACAUUUUUAGCCCUUGUCGCAAAAGAGUAAGGACUUGCCGCCAACGCCAGUCCUAUAGGACCCACCUUCGAAGUUCACGCACGUCUUCAAGAAGAGAGCAUAGGAGCAGUAGUAAAUUAAAUGGUCAUGACAGCAGGAUUGAAAAACAAGGUGAUGAUGCACAAGAAGCUGAAGGUGUUAGGCGCAGUACUAGACAACGAAAACUUCUUUAUGAUAACUUCAAUACGAGUUGGAUACUUGGAACUCAGACUCUGAGAGGCUACCCAAUGUUCUUGCCAGACAAGGAAGAAGUGGAGAAAGGCUGCACGGAGGGCAGUUCUCGUACACAGGAGCGGGUUGAAGAGGAGGAGGAAGAGGAGGGAGACACUAGCAAAGAAACGUGCAAGAAAAAGAGACAACCAUUGGUAGAAAUGCCUGCUGCUGUAGAUGAUAAUUUUGAAGAUAUGUACUCAAGAGUGAAACGGCCAAGGCGGUCAACUCGCAGAUUGAUGUAUCCUCAGCAGCAGCCUGCACCAAGAUCUCGCAAAAUUAAUGAAGAUAGUGAUGAUGCAAGUGACUCACAAAGCAGCCAGACUUCGUCAGACUCUGAAGAAGAAGUGGAAGUGCGGAGGGAAAAAUACCACCUUCGAAAGACAAAACCUACUGUGCAGAGGUUCCAGGUGAAUGUUGAUCCACCACGGCGAUCGUCCCGAAUCUUCCGUACAGUUUUAUCGUCUGUCAGACGAAGACGACACCGCGAUGACAGUUCAUCGAGCAGCAGUGAAGAAGAAAGAUUUGACAGGAAAAAAGUGAAGGGCCACGGCAAAAGCAGGACACGUUGCCUUCCCAUAAACAUACAUACAAAUGAUCUUCCUGUGAGUAGUAGGCCACACGAAGCCAGCAAAAAACUCGCCGAUGUUAAUCCCGUCGUGUUAGAUACGAGCAUACGCUUUGAGGACGUUGGUGGCUUGGAAGAGCAUAUACGUUGUCUAAAAGAGAUGGUAGUUUUCCCAAUGUUAUACAAAGAAGUGUUUGAUCGCUUCAGUAUAAGGCCACCGAAAGGAGUUCUUUUCCACGGUGCUCCCGGGACAGGAAAAACCUUAAUCGCUCGGGCACUUGCAAAUGAAUGUUGUCAGGGUGAUCGAAAAGUAUCAUUUUUCAUGCGUAAAGGAGCAGAUUGUCUUAAUAAGUGGGUAGGAGAAUCGGAAAGACAAUUGCGUCUUUUGUUUGAACAGGCAUAUGAGAUGCGUCCGUCCAUAAUCUUCUUUGAUGAAAUUGAUGGUUUGGCACCAGUUCGUUCUUCUAAACAAGAUCAGAUACACGCUAGUAUAGUGUCGACUCUACUUGCCCUCAUGGAUGGCCUAGAUAACCGGGGUGAUGUUAUUGUCAUUGGUGCAACCAAUCGAAUUGAUGCAAUUGACCCUGCUUUGAGGCGGCCUGGUCGCUUUGAUCGGGAGCUCUACUUCCCUCUACCAGCUAAGAAGGAAAGGCAAGAAAUUUUGCGCAUCCAUGUCAGCCGUUGGCAGGAACCACCUCCACCAUCUUUAUUAGUUUCAAUGGCAGAACAGGCAGUUGGUUAUUGUGGCUCAGACUUACAAGCUCUGUGCUCUGAAGCUGUAAUCCAAAGCUUAAGGCGGAGAUAUCCCCAGAUUUACAAUUCGAGGCAAAAAUUGCUGGUUGAUCCCAAAGCAGUGAAGGUGGAUAAAUUAGAUUUUCUGCGAGCAAAAAAGUACAUAGUGCCUGCAGCACAUCGUGUUGCACCAUGUGUUGGACGAAAACUAUCACAGCUUGUUGAACCACUGCUGAAGGAUUUACUGGGUGAAGCGAUUGACAUACUGAGACUGUCAUUUCCUCACAGCACAUCUCGGAAUGUUAUUGGCACUGGUGGCAUCCAUCGGCCUCAACUGCUGCUUGUAGGGGAUUCUGCAGCACAUGGUCAGACAACCCAUCUUGGUCCAGCCUUGUUGCAUCACAUGGAACAUUUGCCAGUACACACACUUGAUCUGGCUAAGCUCUUCGGUGUGUCAGGAUGCACUCCAGAGGAGGCAUGUAUUCAGGUUUUCCAGGAAGCUCGCCGAAAUACUCCGUCCGUCAUAUAUGUACCUGGAAUAUCUCAGUGGUGGUCUCUUGUUGCUGAAACUCUGCAGGCUGUAUUUUUAUCAAAUUUGCGUUUGCUUAAUCCAAGCAUUCCAAUUUUAUUGCUUGCUACAUCAGAUGUACCAUAUAAAAAUUUACCACAUCAGGUGAAGGAGUUAUUCAGUGACUAUCGUGGAGAAGUAAUUAAAGUUGGUAAACCAAACGCUGCCAAACGGAGAGCGUUCUUUGCACCCAUUUUUACUGUUGUUCCAUUAAGGCACCCAAAGCCUAGGAGAAAAGCAGCUGCCCCACUUCCUGAACUGCCAGUAGCACCGCCACCUGAACCACGUAAACUUUCAGAAGAAGAACAGAAAGUGCUAUAUGAGAAGGAGGAAGGCACAUUAAGGGAAUUGCGCAUAUUUCUGAGAGAGAUAUGUGCCAAACUUGCUCGUAACCGCCAGUUCUACAUGUUUACAAAACCAGUAGACAUAGAAGAAGUUCCUGACUACCUUGCUAUCAUCAAGCAACCUAUGGACUUGGAGACAAUGAUGACAAAAAUAGACCUACAUCGUUACUCCUGUGCUCAAGAUUUUCUAGAUGACAUUGAUCUUCUUUGCAGGAAUGCUUUGGAAUACAACCCUGACAGGGAGCCUGCUGACAAACUUAUAAGACAUCGUGCUUGUUCACUGAGAGAUACUGCGUAUACAUUGAUAAAAGCCCAAAUGGAUUCGGAUUUUGAGGAGCAGUGUAAAGUUAUAGCAAAAGCGAGAAGAGAGAGGGCAGAAUCUCCAUCACGAUUUGCACCUGAGUUUGUGCUCACCACAAAUGAACAAACUUCAAGUAAAGAAAAUAGCCCAAAAUUAGCAAGUACACCAGUUAAAGACUCAAUGACUUCUACCGAUACAAGUGGAGGAAAUGGUUCAAAUGAAAUAACAGGUUUCCCCAAGAGUCAUUGGAAGUUCAACAGUGAUUCAUGCCUUUCAAAAAAGCGUCGUCGAUCUGCUUGGUCAAGGGGCCUACUGAGACAUAGCUCUGGCAAAAAGAAGAAGCAUUGUGUUCGUCAUGUGCUGUCUUUGAGUCCAAAUGCUGGAAACAAUAAUUCUAAUUCAGCAUCCACGAAACUGGAUGCUGAUAAUAUUGCGAAAGAAAGAGUAAUCAAUGGUCCAUUGAAUAUUAAGGUUGAAGGAGGCAAAAAAAUAAAUGGAGAAAAUGAACCACUUCACUUGGAGGGGAAAAGGAAAUCAAAAGAUGAUUUAGAUUGUGCCUCAGUAACAAAAUUAGCAGAGUCAGCUCUAUAUAGUGUCUGUCAGACCAACAUGGAUGCACAUGCCGAUGAGACAUUGAUCAACUACGAUAAUGGGAGUCAAGAUGAUGCAGAUGCAGGUCAUGAAUUGGAUAUUUCUGCUGAUCAGGAGCAAUUGAAUGACACAGUAUGUGAGAGGAAUCCUUUGACAUUGGACAAGGAUAGAUUAGAAUCAUUACUACAUAAAGCAGUACUAAUAACUGAGCAUUGUGCUGCAGAAACAUUGCUUGAGCUGUAUGCUCAACUGCGGAAAUGUGUAUUGAAAUAUAGCAAUCAAUGGGACAGAAGACAGCUACCUCAGGAUUUGGAUGUGGAGCUUAGGAGAUUUCAAGAACAUUACUCCCAAUUACUGUAACUGCCAGUUGGUAUGCUCAAACAUAUUUUGUAUGAAAUAGAAGUUAUAGAUACAAUACAUAAUGCUGUUAUUUUUGACUUCCAUUCAUAUGUUUGCUCAUAUUAUAUUUGGAUAACAAAAAAUCAUACAUUUUGGUAAUGUCGUUGUAUAUGUUCUGUAAUUUAUUGACUUCCAUAAGUGGUUUGGUUGUUGUAAAUUAGUAUGCCAUAAUAAGCAUUGUAAAUAAGGUACCGUGUGUGUGUGUGUGUGUGUGUGUGUGUGUGUGUGUGUGAGAGAGAGAGAGAGAGAGAGAGAGAGUGCUCACUCCCACAAGUGUGGGUUUUAUAUAUGUGAGAGAAAGAUGUCAUUGUUUGUGCUAACAGAUGCUGGACACUUCCAGAGUUUUUUGUUAAUACUGAGUAAGACAACAGUGUUCAAUAAUUUAUUUUUAUUAAAUAUGCACUAAAUUUUGUAGACUUCAGUGUAACAGGGUUUCCCAAAUAAUAAAGCACCGCCAGUUGUUGAAUCUCAGGGAAAAUGACUGCCAGAAUUGUAGAUAAGUUAAAUAUUACAGUGUUCACCAUGUAAUGUGAUUUUAAAAUAGGUACACUUCAUUGGUCUAGUUGUAUAAAUGACAGGCCCCUUUUAAUGACAGGUUUAUGUUUCAGUUGUGCUAACUGCAAAAAAAGAGGAAAAAUGUACACAUUCUUAAUUAUUUUUAUUCACAAGUAGUAGUUAUUGUUCUUUGUAUACAAACCAGUCUGACAGUAAAUUAAACUGCUUUCCUGAUUGCCUCUGUUCAAAGUUGAUUUUAGUGCUUGCUUCAAAUUUAAUAAAAGUUACCUGUUAUCUUUCUUCUAUUGUACACACUUUAUGAAAUUUAUUUUGUCCACUCUUUGUGCUGAUUCUUAACACAUUUUACAUUUGUCUCCAACACCAAAUGAUAAGAAAACACUUGCAAUACAGGCAAUAAAUAAGUUAUUUGUAGGUUCAUUCUCUUGAGUACUUCUGCUUUUAUUGUUUAUAUUACUCUGAAGGGUAGUUGCCUUGUGUUUUGUGAUUUUUAAGAGUACUUAGGCAGUGCUCAGAGCAAGACUGUAAGUAUCUAAUUUCUCAGUGGGGAGUAUGACACACGGAAAACCACACAUGCGAUUUUAAUAUUGACUGUGGAAGAAUUAUUAAAAAUGAAUAUUAAGAACAUUAAUACUAGAAGUAGAAAAGUUAAGGGAAGAAAAACUAUGUUGCUGUUUGGGCAGAUGAUUUUCAUGUAACGACUGCCAGCUAAAACUACUGUGAUGAGGCAGUGACUAAUAGUAUUUGCAUUAAUAAAAAUGGUAGUUGUUGUUGUUCUCGUGUGGACAGGACAACAGAAGAUACAUCAGUUGCAGUAUUCAAAACUGGACCGUUUAAAUAUUAAAUUAAUAGUUAACUACCAAAUGGCUGUAUACUGUCAAAUUUUAUUUGCCCUCUACAUGUGCAAACAUUUUCGCUCUCCUGAGACUCUCUAGUGAAAGGUGUUUUGAGGAAGAUGUAAAGGUAAACAUUAAAUAAAUAACACAACCAAAGCUCACAUUUCAUACAAGAAAGAAUGUGGUACAGUGUGAUUUGAGGAAAAUCGUGUGGGACUGUUCCCUGUAGUUAAGUUUCCUCGUCUUGUAUAAUUAUCACUGUAAUUGCAGUGCACGUGUGUCAAGAAGUUUACUGUGCAGGAACACUAGCCAUCAGGUUUACAUAACUAACUGAACUGUAGUCAUAGAAUAUUCAAAGAACUGUUCAAAGAAACUGCUGGCUAAUCAUUUUCUGAUGUGGGGGACCACAUCACUUCUGUUUUAAUCAUGUAGGUUCUUUAUUUUAAUGUACAAAAAAUGACAUUUAUAAAAUAAUCAUGAAGAUCUUGGAUGAACAUUUCACUGAAGUAUAUCCUAGUGUAAAAUGUUGUGACAGCUUAAAACUGUGCCAAAAUGGAAAACUGUUCACUGCUGUAUAAGAAAAUAUUAACAGUAGAAAUAAUCCUAAAAGUUUUGUUCAGCCAUUCUCCACAAUGUAUUGGCCUACAGGAGUGCUAGUAUAGUUAAGUGUGCAAGUGAACAUUGAGGAAUGAGGUACCAGCUGAUUGGAACUCUAAAGUUAAUCUUUAAUCAGGCCUAGACAGCUUAAUUGUAAAAAGCAUUGCCCGUGAAAAACAAUAGUAUGAGGUUUGGUCAACCACGCUGUUUGUCUGUGAAGCAUACCGAACGAAACAUAGAAAAGCAUAUGAAACAGAAAACAUAGAACAAAAUAACAUUAUCAUUUUAUCACAAAUUCCAGCUGAUAUGUCAGAAGAUCUGUUUCCUUCGGAUGUGAGAAAAAAUAACAUUCAUUUUUAAUACAUACACUCAAAGUACUGGAAAGAGAGGUAAGCUUCAUCAGAACAACUACCACUCAAACUGAAGUGACAAGACAAUAGGAUAUAGAGCAUAAUCAAAACAGUGUGCUAAGCAGGCUCAAUUCUAUUCUUUCCACAUAUUCAUGUAAAUGAAAAUAUCGACCAGUACGUAAACACAGUAUACUAAAUUUGAGUCCACCAGUUAUUCUGUAAUAGAAUACAGGGAAAAAACUAAGCAGCCUUCAGACAGUUAAAAUGUAACACAUUGGAAAAACUCAUUAAGAUGCACGAUUUAUUUGGUAUUCCCAUACACCACCUCCAUAUGCUCUAAAAUUCUGAUAUCAUCUGUGGCCCCACACUCCCACAACAUAAGUGGUUUUAUGUAUAGUUUUUCAGAUGUUGCUACCAGUAGAAACAAAAAAGUAAUUCUUAAUGUUCUUAUUGCUUUUUGUGUGGUGCCCUGAAGAAAAGUAAGUCCAUUUAAAUUAUUAUAAUUAUAUUAAGCAUCAAUUUAGGAUUCGCAGGAAGUGAAUAGGACUCUGUGCCUGUUAUCGGGACGCUGAAAGAGUAUAUUACACACACUUCAGCAUUUCCGUGGUAGAUAAUCACCAGUUUACAUGAGUGUGUCUCAUGAGACUAUACAGAGCAAUAUUUAUAUAUGUGGCAAGCAAUUUGAAUCUGUAUUUGGGUGUGAGCAUUUCAUCUUCCAUUUGCCUGAAACAGGCUGAGAGCUAAUAAAUAAACAUUUGGCAAAAAAACGACGUAUAGGCUUUGAAUGCUGCAAUUUUUUCAUAAACUGCUGUGAUUGAUUUUGUGGUAAAAGAACAGCUUACAUUGUUAUAAGCAGAUUUCUUUUAACCAAUGUAUAUAAAUGUAUCUUAAUCUGUGAAUGCAUUAUUGUUUCUGCAAAAUGUAGGAACAGGGUUCAAAUGUCAUACACUGUAUUUGGAUAACUAUUUUGGACAGAACGCUUUAUACACAUUUUUCUCGUAAAACAUACAGUCAACUAAUUGGGAAACCCUGGGAAUUAUAACCCCAUCAUAAUUGUAAUUAUAUGUGAUGUUUUCUGAAAGUGUAUGUGAUGGUUGUGUAAAUGUAAAAAUGUGAAAGAUAACUCUAGUGUUAAGAUAUUGAGAAGCACCAAGAGUUCAUUUAUGUCAGAUAUUAUAGCAAUAUUUACCUUACUUUAUGUACGAAAGAAUACUGUGCAACCAGUCUUUCUGUAGCCUUACUUGUUGCCUUUGAAUGUGUUUGAACUCACUUUGUGGCAUGGAGAAUGGACAUGGAAAUUAUUAGUGGAUGAAGACAUGUGCCUUUGUAUGAUAAAUUUGUUAUUACUUUCAGUUAAAUAUGUUGUUACCAUAUCUUGCAAGUGUGUGAAGAACUGUAAAAGUAUCACUCUACAAUUUGUUCUAAGUCACAGAGACCAGUACUUGGUAAGUUGGAUUAGAGAGCACUUAAAUUAACAAAACUUAAAUCAACUGACUACCUAUGUUUCAAGAUCGAUUUGUUUUCCUCGGAGUGGUUCAUAUUGACAAUUGUAGACAGAGAUAUUUCAGUUUAGCACUUUUUUUAUGACCAAUAAAACUUACAAAAAUUGUUUUGGAGACUGAAGACGUUAUUUUUAAACCAUCGAUGUUAUGGAUAUAAUAGUAACUAUUCCUCAGUCACAAUUACGUUAGUUGUUUGAUCACUAUUUUUGAGAUGAAGCAUCAAAAGAAAUUAAAUAUUGCUUAGUUCAUUGUGCCUACAGUAAUCUAUCUGUUGCGUAAUAUGAGGAGGAGGUUAAUCACAUAUUUCUCUCUUCCAAGUAUGCUCCAAUUAGGCUGUUUCCAGGGUGCCUCUUUCCUCCUCCUCCCCCUCCUCCUCCUCCUCCUCCUCCUCCUCCUCCU
Schistocerca serialis cubense is the source of this 8724-nucleotide messenger RNA. RefSeq names its product ATPase family AAA domain-containing protein 2-like. Gene Ontology annotation, biological process: positive regulation of transcription by RNA polymerase II. The coding region runs from base 379 to 4488 and encodes 1369 amino acids. Gene Ontology annotation, cellular component: nucleus. The transcript is spliced from 25 exons. The record is from RefSeq and is a predicted model, not a curated record. Gene Ontology annotation, molecular function: histone binding; ATP binding; chromatin binding. NCBI's taxonomy places the organism in Eukaryota, Metazoa, Arthropoda, Insecta, Orthoptera, Acrididae.